Molecule: messenger RNA, 648 nt
Organism: Neltuma alba
Lineage: Eukaryota; Viridiplantae; Streptophyta; Magnoliopsida; Fabales; Fabaceae
Product: putative glycine-rich cell wall structural protein 1
Exons: 1
Coding region: 1-648 (215 amino acids)
Source: RefSeq, a predicted model, not a curated record
AUGGGUGCUAGUACUACUGCUAAGCUCACAUUCGUGGCUUUGCUUUCAUGGAGUACCUUUUGCGCUUUGAGUGGUAUUGUUCAAGGGAAGGACGUGGAUAUUCAUGAUAAUGGCUUUGUUGAUCCAAACCGAUGGAGGUUUGGUGGUGACAAUAAUGGUGAUUAUUGUUCUUAUAGAAGUUGGAGGGGCUGUGGGAGUUUCUUUGGAAAAGGUGUGAGAGAUAAUGAAGCAGCUGGCAAUGGUGGUGGUGGAGGAGAGGGUGGUGGCGGUGGCAAUGGAGUUGGUGGGGGCUUUGGACGUGGUGAGGGAUAUGGUGCAAGUGGAGGUAGUAUUGGAGGAGGAGGAGGAGGAGGUGGUGGUGGUGGUGGUGGAGGAGGAGAGGGUGGAAGUAGUGGGUCUGGCCAUGGAGAAGGAUUUGGAGCUGGAGUUGGAGUAAGUGAAAGCGGAGGUGGGGUGGGAGGAGGAGGUGGAGAAGGUGGUGGAAGUGGUACUACCGGAGGAUCUGGUCAUGGUAGUGGAUUUGGAGCAGGUGCUGGUGUUGGGGGAGGUGGUGCUGCAGGUGGUGGUGGUGGUGGAGAGGAGGAGAGAGGGGAGGAAGCAACAUUGGAAGUGCUGGAGGCUCAGGUCACGGUAGUGGUUUUGGUGUAG